This is a messenger RNA of Caenorhabditis remanei, 594 nucleotides long. RefSeq lists its product as uncharacterized. Gene Ontology annotation, cellular component: nucleosome; nucleus. NCBI's taxonomy places the organism in Eukaryota, Metazoa, Nematoda, Chromadorea, Rhabditida, Rhabditidae. The record is from RefSeq and is a predicted model, not a curated record. Gene Ontology annotation, biological process: negative regulation of DNA recombination; chromosome condensation; nucleosome assembly. Gene Ontology annotation, molecular function: double-stranded DNA binding; nucleosomal DNA binding; structural constituent of chromatin. Bases 1 to 594 code for a protein of 197 amino acids. The transcript is spliced from 3 exons.
AUGGCUAAUCGCGUCGCUCUCCCACGCCAGAAGGCAGCUAAGCAAGCUUCCCCAAAGGCUCCGAAGUCACCAAAGUCUCCAGCAGCUAGAGCUGGAAAGGCAGCAAAAGCCGAAAAGACUGCUGUUGCAAGCAAGAUCCCGAAGGUUCAGAAGAUCAAGGCUGUCGCCGAUCAUCCAGCUUACUUGGUCAUGGUUACCGCCGCAAUCAACGACUUGAAGGAGAGAAAGGGUGCUUCUAAACAAGCGAUCUUGAAGCACAUCUCCAACAGCUUCCAUCUCGUCAACGCUGUUAACACCGAGAAAAAAGUUCGCAGCAAGCUCGCUCUUGCCCUCAAGAAAGGAGUGGCUUCUGGAGCUCUUCUCCAAGUCACGGGAACCGGAGCGAGCGGAAGAUUCAAGCUCGCCAAGGCUGGAGCGACUCCAAAAGCUCCAUCAACACCAAAGGCUGCAAAGAAGACGUCUGUUGUUGCUCCAUCUCCAAGCGAGAAGAAGGCCAAAUCGCCAAAGAAGGCUGCCGUCAAGCCAGCUGCUAAGAAAAACAAGAAGGCGCCAGUCACCAAGAAGACAUCCGCCAAAGCCGAGGUGGCUGUCUAG